AUGUAUUCGGUUCGCUAUACCGAAGAUAUACACAACGUUACCGGAGUCCUUACUUUUUAUCUGACGCAUAAGCAAACAAAGUGUCGAAAACCCUGGGCACGUUCUGCAUGUCGCACACCAAAGCCACAUUACGAAUUUGCGUUAUCAUGA
This is a messenger RNA of Plasmopara halstedii, 150 nucleotides long. RefSeq lists its product as uncharacterized. The record is from RefSeq and is a predicted model, not a curated record. The transcript is spliced from 2 exons. Lineage: Eukaryota; Oomycota; Peronosporomycetes; Peronosporales; Peronosporaceae. Bases 1 to 150 code for a protein of 49 amino acids.